Aspergillus welwitschiae is the source of this 1041-nucleotide messenger RNA. RefSeq lists its product as uncharacterized. NCBI's taxonomy places the organism in Eukaryota, Fungi, Ascomycota, Eurotiomycetes, Eurotiales, Aspergillaceae. Bases 1 to 1041 code for a protein of 346 amino acids. The transcript is spliced from 6 exons. The record is from RefSeq and is a predicted model, not a curated record.
AUGGCAGCACCUGGGACUGGCGAUCUUGGAUACGACCAUGAUAAUUUGCGGCAUGUUGUGAUUACUGCGACCUGCUUCGCGUUGAUCCUUUCUACGGUGUCGGUUAGCCUGCGUCUUUAUUGUCGCAAGAUCACAGGCACCAAGGUCUUCUUCGACGAUUACUUGAUUAUCGUGGCAUUACUUUUCGAAUACGCAGUGUCACUGGCUGGAGUUGUCUUGUUGUAUAACGGACUGGGCACUCACAUCGUCUACGUUCCUCCAUCGAACUUGGUAGUGUAUUUAAAGACUCUAGCCAGUGGCAGCUUUCUCUAUACACUAUGCAUUGCAUUCACCAAGCUUUCCAUCCUCGCGUUAUACAAACGAAUCUUUUCCAUCCGACCAAUGAUACUAGCGGCUAAUGCCGUCGGGGCGACUGUUAUCCUGUGGUGUUUUGGCGUAUGUCUGAUUGGGGGAGUCGUCUGUAUUCCGCUGGAGAAGCUCUGGAACCCGACUAUCCCCGGCGGAUGCAUCGAUCUGGCCAAGUUCUACUACGGGCUCCAGAUUCCAAACAUCGUGACUGACGCCGUCAUCCUGGCGCUACCAAUGAAAUACGUUUGGAACCUUCAGGUGCCGCGUGCCCAGAAGAUCAUGCUCACCGGCAUCUUCUGUCUCGGUGCUUUGACGCUUGCCUUUGACAUUGUACGCCUAGUGACACUAAUUGAGCUUUCAAAAUCCGGCGACGAUAUUACCUAUGACCAAGUACCGGCCAGUGUGUGGACCUGCAUUGAGCCCGCCGUGGGUAUUACAGCCUCUUGUCUCUCGAAUAUGCGCCCAUUGUUUCUUGCCUUCACACGGCUGCGCGUCAGAAUGCACCGCGUGCUAUCCCGACCGUCACAAACUGAAUCGGCAGAGGUAGAACAGUCCAAAAUUGUGUUCACUCAAACUGUGCGAGUCAAUAGCAGUCACACCGACAAGCCUUCCACCAUGACGAGUCAGACGGCCCCUUAUGUUGGGAGACCAUCGCCUUUGUCAACGGCGACUACUGUAGGCACGGAAUGCUAA